CAUGCAUGUGGCUUGAAGAUAAGAUAUGAAAAGGCCACAUCCAAGAAAUUUUACAGUCAAUAAGACUAGUGGAGGUGGUGUUUAUUCUAAACAGACCGAUGGUGGUGGUGUUGGGUUCCAUUCAUCAUCACUUGAUCUCUAAAUCCGCAAUAAUAAUCUCAGCAAACAUUUCUUCCUCUUCUUAUGUGAACAACUCACAAAGAUUGUUCCUCACAAGGCGGAAUUCUUCAAUAUUAGCUACUUCCUCAAUUUUAUCUUCUUUUCUACAUUUGGCGUCUUUUCAGUUGGCAAAUGCUCGAGUAGAAGAAGAAACACCUCAGCGCCAAGAAGAACGAGUCGUUCAGGUAUUCGAAGAGGCUUCUCCUUCGGUGGUUUUUAUUAAGGACUUUGAAUUAGCUGAGACCUCGUCAGGCAGAAGCACAAAUACUGAAGAAGUUCUUACGAAAGAAGAAGAGGAAACUGCGAAAGUCGAAGGGACUGGUUCUGGUUUCAUAUGGGAUAAAAGUGGACACAUAGUGACCAAUUAUCAUGUCAUAGCUAAGUUGGCAACUGAUACGACUGGACUUCAGCUUUGCAAGGUAUUUCUUGAAGAUGCACACGGGGAAAAGUUCUCCAAGGAAGGAAAACUUGUUGGUUUUGAUCCCACGUAUGAUUUGGCGGUUUUAAAGAUCGAUGUCGCCGAAGGAAAUUUCGAUCUCAAACCUGCUCUUCUUCGACAUAAAUCACCAGAGGUACCAAGAAGAGCAGGCACCAAAGUUCAGUAUCCUUCUCUCAUCUGUUUUAAGAGAUUCCCGACAUAUCAUAAGAUUCCCGUUCUUGGAAAUCCGCACUUUUCCAAAUCCAAAAAACAGAUGGAAUUCUAGGAUUUAUCCUUGGGGCAAAUACUUUUAUGCAUACCUCCUCUGGCUGAUCCACACCAUACUCUAUUCUCGUAAGAUGAUACACACUAGCUAAGAGUCCGCCUGGUGCUACAUCAUAGGCACACUGAGAGCGUAAUGGAAUGCCAAUCCUCGGGCUUUAUUUGUAAAGUUUCGAAUCCUUGGUAAUCGAAGCCUAAAAAUCUAUGAACUAACCCAUGCUUGACUAGCCAAGCAGACAAAUGACCCUGCAUAUUUUUAAUCUCUCCCGGAUUUUCAUUUGUAUAAGUAGUUCACGUUUACGACGAAAUUUUGGAAAUUAAAGUGAAAGGCAUUUGCUAUUCUUCUGCACAAAAGAAAAGUAGUAUCC
Molecule: messenger RNA, 1227 nt
Organism: Papaver somniferum (opium poppy)
Lineage: Eukaryota; Viridiplantae; Streptophyta; Magnoliopsida; Ranunculales; Papaveraceae
Product: protease Do-like 5, chloroplastic
Exons: 1
Coding region: 99-863 (254 amino acids)
Source: RefSeq, a predicted model, not a curated record